This is a messenger RNA of Paramecium tetraurelia, 243 nucleotides long. RefSeq lists its product as uncharacterized. The transcript has 2 exons. The record is from RefSeq and is a predicted model, not a curated record. NCBI's taxonomy places the organism in Eukaryota, Ciliophora, Oligohymenophorea, Peniculida, Parameciidae.
AUGAUUUGGAAAAAAUUGGAUGCUCUUUUAUCAAAGGCAGAAGCUAAAGGUUUCAAGAUGGCCAACAAAGCUCAUGUUUACGUUGUGAAUGGAAUCCUAUGCCUCAUUGCCUACAAUGUCUAUACAGUGUUUAGAGGGUAUAAUGAAUUCUUUCUGGAAGCAAGACAAGAAGCAGCUCCAGAUCUUGAUGAGGUCACUGGUGAACCCUAAUAUCCAAUAAAUAAGAAUAUACGCAAGAAUUGA